CCGGUGCAUGUUGUCGGGCAGCGGGACAGAGCCAGCGUCAGCCUGGUAGUUUAGUCUGUUUAUUUAUAUCAAUUUAUAAACACUAUAUAUUAUUAAUUUAAUAUAUUGUAAAAUAAGCUGCUGCUUAUAGGUAGCCAUAUUUGACGCAACCAUGAGAGCGUUUGUGCUGCUGGCAUCGUUGGUUGCACUGGUAUGUGCAGAAUCCACGGUGUAUUUCAGAGAGCAGUUUGAAGAUGGGGACGCGUGGAAGACCAGGUGGGUGGAAUCCAAGCACAAGUCAGAUUAUGGAAAGUUUGUUCUGUCCGCGGGGAAAUUCUACGGGGAUGCAGAAAAAGACAAAGGCCUCCAGACCAGCCAGGAUGCCCGCUUCUACUCCGCGUCGUCGCGCUUUGAGGGCUUCAGCAACGACGGCAAGCCGCUGGUGGUGCAGUUCACCGUCAAGCACGAGCAGAGCAUCGACUGUGGCGGCGGCUACAUCAAGCUCUUCCCCGCCGACCUCAACCAGGAGGACAUGCACGGAGAGUCCACCUACAACAUAAUGUUCGGUCCUGACAUCUGUGGCCCAGGAACCAAAAAGGUCCAUGUGAUCUUUAACUACAAGGGGAAGAACCAUCUGAUCAACAAAGACAUCAGAUGCAAGGAUGACGAGUACACCCACCUCUACACGCUCAUCGUUAACCCUGACAACACUUACGAGGUGAAGAUCGACAACAAGAAGGUGGAGUCAGGGAGCCUGGAGGAGGACUGGGACAUGUUGCCCCCCAAAAAAAUCAAGGACCCUGACGCCAAGAAGCCAGAGGACUGGGACGAGCGCGAGAAGGUCGACGACCCAGAAGAUAAGAAACCAGAGGACUGGGACAAACCUGAAAACAUCCCUGACCCUGAUGCGAAGAAGCCAGAGGACUGGGACGAUGAAAUGGACGGCGAGUGGGAGCCCCCUAUGAUCACAAACCCUGAAUACAAGGGCGAAUGGAAACCUCGCCAGAUCGACAACCCCAACUACAAGGGCAAAUGGGUUCACCCCGAAAUCGACAACCCCGAGUACACAGCAGACCCUGAGAUCUACAAGUACGACAGCAUCGGAGUCAUCGGGCUGGACUUGUGGCAGGUGAAGUCCGGCACCAUCUUUGAUAACUUCCUUAUCACCAACGACCCCAAGCUGGCUGAAGAGGUGGGGAAUGAGACCUGGGGUGUAACCAAGGACCCAGAAAAGAAGAUGAAGGAGAGCCAGGAGGAAGAAGAGAGGAAGAAGCGUGAGGAGGAAGAGAAGAAUAUGAAGGAAGAGGCAAAGGAUGAGGAAGAGGAGGACGAAGAUGAGGAGGAGAAGGAGGAAGAAGAGGAAGAGGAGGAGGAGGAGGAGGAAGACGAAGAGGAAACAGACUCUAACCUCAAGGAUGAGCUUUAAAUGCAAACAUAAACUGAGUGAGAGUUGCCCUGUCUGCUAUGAGCCAUGAGCGGAGUCUGGGGGGCCGA
Molecule: messenger RNA, 1473 nt
Organism: Megalops cyprinoides (Indo-Pacific tarpon)
Lineage: Eukaryota; Metazoa; Chordata; Actinopteri; Elopiformes; Megalopidae
Product: calreticulin-like
Exons: 9
Coding region: 152-1405 (417 amino acids)
Biological process (GO): protein folding
Cellular component (GO): endoplasmic reticulum membrane; endoplasmic reticulum
Molecular function (GO): calcium ion binding
Source: RefSeq, a predicted model, not a curated record